GGGCAGAACUGGAGAACAUAGAGAAUCCCUAAUUACAUCUUAAAUUAAGGUCCCUUCCCCUGCCCUCCCCUGAAUCGGAAAAACAAAGCAUUUAGCAUCCCAUAAUCCAUGGGGAAGAGGAAGGAGCGUCGUCUUGCCGCUUUGAGCAACGCCGGCCGUCGUGUCAAACUCGAUCUUUUCGCGGAACCCUCUGAAGAUUUGGGUGGCUCCCAAGAUGAUAGGGACGCCAAUCAUGAGCCUGCCUUGCCCUUGCAACCGUUGCCAAAUUCACCAUCUUCAUCUUCUUCUUCAGGUGGGUUCCCUCAGUUUUCUUCGAAAGGACUAUGUAUGUAGAGGGGGGGCAUCACUGCUCUACAUUCUUUGUUUCCGUGGAAUUAUGGGUUCCACACAAAGACAUGUUUUUUGAGUUUGUUUUAUCAGAAAUUAGGGUGCUUCUGCUCUUUACAACAACAUUCACACAGGUCAGCUCAGCUCGGCCCCUGCUACUCUCAUUAUUUGAAUGUUAGACCCUGCCUGCAUCAAAGCCUUUUGCAGAUUUUCUUCGUCUGCAAAAUUUCCCUCUCGGUUCGUAUGUCUCUUGCCUUUUAAUUUCUCCAAUGCCUCCACUGACAUCUUUGUUUCUCAUGUGCAGGUGACUCUGGUCAAUAAUUCCUAUAAUCUCAU
This is a messenger RNA of Rubroshorea leprosula, 663 nucleotides long. NCBI's taxonomy places the organism in Eukaryota, Viridiplantae, Streptophyta, Magnoliopsida, Malvales, Dipterocarpaceae. The record is from the annotation of a GenBank genome assembly.